Molecule: messenger RNA, 1128 nt
Organism: Penicillium maclennaniae
Lineage: Eukaryota; Fungi; Ascomycota; Eurotiomycetes; Eurotiales; Aspergillaceae
Product: branched-chain amino acid aminotransferase
Exons: 2
Coding region: 1-1128 (375 amino acids)
Biological process (GO): branched-chain amino acid metabolic process
Molecular function (GO): branched-chain-amino-acid:2-oxoglutarate transaminase activity
Source: RefSeq, a predicted model, not a curated record
AUGUCGUUUCCCCCACCCCCCGCAGCCCUCGACUGGAACGAUAUCGGCUUCAAAGUCCGCGAUGUCAAUGGCCAUGUCGAGUGCCAUUACUCCUUCUCCGGCUCCGGUCAAUGGUCUGCCCCGCGCUUCGUGGCCAGCCCCUUCUUGUCCAUCCAUGGCAUGGCUCCGGGGUUGAACUACGGGCAACAGGUUUACGAAGGCCUCAAGGCCUUCCGACAUGCACACAAUAGCAAGAUCACCGUCUUCCGGCCCGAUCGCAAUGCCAAGCGGAUGCAGCACUCUGCCGAGGUCGUGUCCAUCCCGCCCGUUCCGGAGGACCUCUUUCUCCAGUGCGUUUGCCUGGCGGUGGGCGCCAAUGCCGAAUACGUCCCUCCUCAUGAGUCUGGUGCAGCAAUGUACGUGCGUCCGCUUCUUUUUGGAUCCUCGGCGCAACCAGGCCUGAGCCCACCGGACGGCUACACGCUGGUGGUAUUUGUCAUGCCGACCGGGGUGUACCAUGGAGCCCAUGCCGUGGACGCUCUGAUUCUCGAGGACUUUGACCGAUCGGCACCACACGGAACGGGCCAUGCCAAGGUGGGAGGGAACUAUGCUCCUGUUCUCCGGCACAGUGAUAAGGCACGGCGCGAAGGAUUCGGCAUUACAUUGCACCUGGACAGCGCCACUCGAAGUGAGGUGGACGAGUUUUCAACAUCCGCCUUCAUUGGGGUGAAACGGGAUGGGGACCAGGUCACCAUCGUGCAUCCGGAUAGUCGCAACGCCAUCGACUCGGUAACGGCGGCCUCGGUGGGCGAAAUUGCACGUAGCCUCGGAUACUCGGUUGAAAAGAGACGUGUUGACUAUGCAGAAUUAGGUCACUUCGACGAGGUCAUCGCUGCAGGCACUGCAGCAGCACUUGUACCUGUGCGAAGUAUCACAAUGCGCUCCAAAUGUGAUAAGUUCCAAUACCGGUGUGGCGACCAGAAUCAGGGGGGCGAAGUAUGCGCCAAGUUACUGCAGACCCUACGUGGUAUUCAAUCAGGCACCAUCAGGGAUACUUGGGGCUGGAAUAUGGAAAUUCAAGCGCCACCAAAGGAUUGGCUAGAAGAAGGCACUGCUGAGCGAGAUGAGAGCGGAGCCAACGUUCCAUAG